Temnothorax curvispinosus is the source of this 771-nucleotide messenger RNA. RefSeq lists its product as uncharacterized. The coding region runs from base 1 to 771 and encodes 256 amino acids. The record is from RefSeq and is a predicted model, not a curated record. The transcript is spliced from 3 exons. Gene Ontology annotation, molecular function: N-acetyltransferase activity. Lineage: Eukaryota; Metazoa; Arthropoda; Insecta; Hymenoptera; Formicidae.
AUGGAUGAGGAAAAAAAGAACGAUUUUAUUGGGAUGGAAGCGAGAAUGUACGCGCCUUUGGAGUGGGAUUCACCGGCGAUAUGCAAAAUACAGGAUCUCAAGGAAGCGCAGUACGAGGAAGCUCUACGUCUGAUAAAACAUCAUUUUUUUCGGGAGGAGCCGAUGUGCCGAGCAGUUGCUCUAUUGGAAGAUCAGACAUCCGUCAGCGAGUACCUAAAUCUUCUGAGAACGUGGAUGAAGGACACCACUAGUUUGGUCGCGCUUAGUUUGGCAUCGGGACGAGUCGUUGGAGUUGCCGUUACUCGAAUCAACAGCGAUUCGGACAAGAGCGACACGUAUAAUCGAGUCCAAAAUUUCGAGGGCGACGCCUUGGAGAAAAUCAUGAGUCUGAUCAACGCCCUGAUAAUGGGGACGGACGCGUACAGAGAGCUCGACUGCGACGUGUAUCUUCGGGUUCACGUUCUCUGCGUUCAUCCGUCCCAUCAGAAGAAAGGCGUCGGCGCGGCCCUGCUGAAGGCCUGCGUUCAAGUCGCGUCCACGUUGGGCAUGCCGGCGAUCGGUGGCGUCUUCACGUCGGGUUCGAGCCAGUCGUUAGCCCUGAAAUUGGGAUUUCAUCUCGUCGCGGAGGUCCGCUACAGUCGCUGGGUCGUCGACGACAGAGUCGUGUUCGACGAUUCCGGCAAGGGAAAUUACUCGGCCGCUUUCAUGGGAAUGCGAAUACCUCGCGAAGACUGCGAGGAGUCGCGUAGCGAGCUCGGAGACGGGAAAUAA